Orussus abietinus is the source of this 2811-nucleotide messenger RNA. It is a transcript of the gene Clic, whose product is annotated as chloride intracellular channel exc-4. Bases 118 to 900 code for a protein of 260 amino acids. Gene Ontology annotation, molecular function: chloride channel activity. The transcript has 4 exons. The record is from RefSeq and is a predicted model, not a curated record. Gene Ontology annotation, cellular component: apical plasma membrane; cytoplasm. Lineage: Eukaryota; Metazoa; Arthropoda; Insecta; Hymenoptera; Orussidae. Gene Ontology annotation, biological process: chloride transport.
CAGUGUUCGGCGAGCUUCCAUCGCAUUCGUUCUAGUGAUUCGGCUGAAGUUGCGGCCGCCCUCGAGACGCCAAAUAGUGCCUUUGACUUUGAGCGGACGAAUCAAAAGCGUCGGACAAUGGCGGACGAGAGCCACGACAACGGCACGACUAAUGGCGACGUGCCGGAGAUCGAGCUGAUCAUUAAGGCUUCGACGAUCGACGGCCGCAGGAAAGGAGCGUGCCUCUUCUGCCAGGAAUACUUCAUGGACCUGUAUCUUCUGGCCGAGCUGAAGACCAUCUCCUUGAAGGUGACGACCGUCGACAUGCAGAAGCCACCGCCAGAUUUUCGCACCAAUUUCCAGGCGACGCCGCCCCCGAUACUGAUAGACAACGGCGACGCCAUCUUGGAGAACGAGAAGAUCGAGCGUCACAUCAUGAAGAACAUUCCCGGUGGUCACAAUCUAUUCGUUCAGGACAAGGAAGUCGCCACUCUCGUGGAGAAUCUCUACAGCAAGCUGAAGCUGUUGCUGCUCAACACCAAGGACAAGGAUAAGGACCCGAAGUCCUCCUCGCUGAUGGCCCAUUUGCGGAAGAUCGACGAGCACCUCGGCCGCAAGGGGACGCGGUUCCUGACGGGGGACACAAUGUGCUGUUUCGAUUGCGAGCUCAUGCCGAGACUUCAGCACAUCAGGGUCGCCGGGAAGUACUUCGCCGACUUCGAGAUACCGGGCACCCUGGUCCACCUUUGGCGAUACAUGCACCACAUGUACAGGCUCGACGCUUUCCUGCAGAGCUGCCCCGCGGACCAGGACAUCAUCAACCACUAUAAACUGCAGCAGAGCAUGAAGAUGAAGAAGCACGAGGAACUGGAGACGCCAACAUUCACCACGAGCAUCCCCAUCGAAGUGAACGACGAUUAGGUCGCUUCUAGAACGUCGUUUAUCACCUUAUCGAACACCGUCAGGAGACGUCGGCGUCGGCGAUAUCGACGUUUCUCCCGCAAAUCGAGAGUAAUCCGGAGGGGAGUCUGUCAAAAUUCGGACACAUUUAGCACGGCAUUUGGACGAGCCACGUUCCGUCCCGAUCGCCGAUCGAUCGUUGAUCGAUCGCAUUGACGCCAGGCCCGUGGAAAAUUACAAUAAUGAAUAAUCGCCCGGCAACAAGGGGCACGCAAUCCGAUGGAGCCGCAAUGACAAGGAUUCCCCGAUUAACAAGGACCUACGGCGAAAGGCCUAUCUGACAAUUGACAACAGCUAUUCAUUUUUUUUUUUUUUAUGCCACGAGGCGAGAGAGAACUCUCGAACCCCGUGAAUGUCUAGGGGUGGGUUCUGAGAUAUGUGAUUUAACCCUCUCCCCUGGAAUUGAAUUAUUCCAAAUUUCUAUUUGUUUGGUUUUGUUUGUUCUUUUCCAACAAUUCUCGUUAGUUUCCUUCGUUGAGGGAGAUUUCAACGAAGGGUCCACCUUGCGAUUGAUGUCUGCAUUUUUUACGGUACGUUCCCGUGAACUCGAGAUGCACAGUGCUCCUUCCUCCCUGGAAUACCCGUUUUAUACUUAGAAAUCGAUGUUUUCAUAAUCGGGGAGAAUCGAGAGUAGUUAUUACGUCGGGUUCGCAUUAUGUAUCGUUCGCCAGGUGGACGUUGGUAAUCUUAAAGGGAGGUUCCUGAAUGAUCUAAUACAGGAUGAACAAACAAUAAGGGGGCGAUGAAUAACAUUCAGGGGGUGCACUUUUUAAAUCAAUGAACCUUCAAGUACGUAGUCCUCGAAAUUGGAACCCCAGGCUUAAUGAGAGAAAGCUCCGCAGAAUUUGGAAACCUUAACAAACCUUCGUCGCUUUUGACGGUUCGAAUUGGGCGUUUGUUUUUUUUUUUUCCUUUCUCUUUCUACACAUUUCAGUGAUAAUUUAAUGUGGGAAACAAGCGAAAUGGAACGUUUGAAAUACAUAUAUGUAGUAGUAUUUAUGUUACAUGUAUAUAGUAUCCGAAAUCCGCGGCAGUGGAAUUACUGUUACUCGUUUAUAUCGAAUAUAUAAAGAUUGUAUAUUAGACAUCAGGGUACGUAUGACUUGAGCCGAUUUGGAAUAAUUAUAUCGCAAUUAUAGCGAAGUAGCUAUGACGAAUAUCGAGCACUGUGUUUUCCCUUCCUACCUAUUAAAUGUAAUACAUUUAAUGACCAUCCCGAUCUCGAGAAUACUUUCGCUCGUCCCUGCUCAAAAUUGCAAUCUUGUUUCAGCCAUAAGUCGAGCGUAGAAUAAACGAGAGACCCUUCCAAAGAAAAUUUCAAUGUUCAAUGGAAAUCCUUGCAAUCAAUAUCUCUGCAUACCCUGACAGGCGUGUCUUGUUAAAUGCAAUCGAUUAUCUUCCAACGGUUCCAAGCUCAGGUUUCCAAUUUCUGUGUAACGAGGUGGUACUUCCUUUUUAUAAAACAAUUGUACAUGAGCCAGCCUCUUCAUUCGCAUGAUCGGUAUCAAGGGAAGAAAAUGUGUCGGCCUAAGAGAAAAAUCAUCCUAAGGCUUUAGCCAAGGUGCGAUCGGUCGUACGAAUCGUGCUUCGCGCGAAUUCUAUAAUUAGCGGUCUCAUUAUAAAUAUAUAUUUCUCUCGACGUAAACGGCCGAGAGAGAACGAAAGUCAACUAACUUUCCCCAUGAUAGAUCCAAGAAUCUUCCGGGGAAAUUGUCCGACUGAGAUUCCCUCUCGUUUCCGUUUCGAUUAGUCGAGUUAACGGCGAACACUGACUACCGCUAUUCCGUAUUAUUAAUAUUAAUAACGAUUAUCGUAUCGCUAUACAUAUUUGGUUUGUACUCAUAGGAAUUAAUAUACCAGUGUUUACAGUAA